Messenger RNA from Mus caroli (Ryukyu mouse), 1818 nucleotides. It is a transcript of the gene Smoc1, whose product is annotated as SPARC related modular calcium binding 1. Gene Ontology annotation, cellular component: basement membrane. Gene Ontology annotation, biological process: extracellular matrix organization. Lineage: Eukaryota; Metazoa; Chordata; Mammalia; Rodentia; Muridae. Gene Ontology annotation, molecular function: extracellular matrix binding; protein binding; calcium ion binding. The record is from RefSeq and is a predicted model, not a curated record.
AUUCCCAUGGCCCGGGCUCCCGCAUCCAACCUGCUGUCGCCGCGGCCACGCCGAGCGCAGCAGGCGCCACGCGCAGAGCACACGCUCGCACUCCAGUUCCGGGCCUCCGCCGUUCAUGACCGUGACCCCCGGACGCAGGCUCCUUCAGCCCCUGCCGCUGGCUCUUCGGCCAUUCCCAGCUGCCGCAAGGGUCCCCACCUCCCCAAGUGCUUUGAAGCUAGCCUGAGCCCCCCUACCCGCUGCCCGCUCGUGGCUGCCCGGCUCGGCUGGCACCAUGCUGCCCGCGCGCGUCCGUCUGCUCACGCCCCACUUGCUGCUCGUGUUGGUGCAGCUGUCCCCGAACGGCGGCCACCGCACCACCGGCCCCAGGUUCCUAAUAAGUGACCGUGACCCUCCGUGCAACCCACACUGUCCCAGGACUCAGCCCAAGCCCAUCUGCGCCUCUGACGGCAGGUCCUACGAGUCCAUGUGUGAGUACCAGAGAGCCAAGUGCCGAGACCCAGCCCUGGCCGUGGUCCAUCGAGGUCGAUGCAAAGAUGCUGGCCAGAGCAAGUGUCGCCUGGAGAGGGCUCAGGCCUUGGAACAGGCCAAGAAGCCUCAGGAGGCUGUGUUUGUCCCAGAGUGUGGCGAGGAUGGUUCCUUCACACAGGUGCAGUGUCAUACGUACACAGGGUAUUGCUGGUGUGUCACCCCAGAUGGCAAGCCCAUCAGUGGUUCUUCCGUGCAGAAUAAAACUCCUGUAUGCUCAGGUCCAGUUACCGACAAGCCCUUGAGCCAGGGUAAUUCAGGAAGAAAAGUCUCCUUUCGUUUCUUUUUAACCCUCAAUUCAGAUGAUGGCUCUAAACCCACGCCCACGAUGGAGACCCAACCUGUGUUCGAUGGAGAAGAAAUCACAGCGCCCACCUUAUGGAUUAAGCACUUGGUAAUCAAAGACUCCAAGUUGAAUAACACCAACGUAAGAAAUUCAGAGAAAGUCCAUUCCUGUGACCAGGAAAGACAGAGUGCCCUGGAAGAGGCCCGGCAGAAUCCCCGAGAGGGCAUUGUGAUCCCCGAGUGUGCUCCUGGUGGGCUCUAUAAGCCCGUGCAAUGCCACCAAUCCACAGGCUACUGUUGGUGCGUCCUAGUAGACACAGGGCGCCCAUUGCCGGGGACUUCCACACGCUAUGUGAUGCCAAGUUGCGAGAGUGAUGCCAGAGCCAAGAGUGUAGAGGCGGAUGACCCUUUCAAGGACAGGGAGUUGCCAGGUUGUCCUGAAGGGAAGAAGAUGGAAUUUAUUACCAGCCUGCUGGAUGCCCUCACCACAGACAUGGUUCAGGCCAUUAACUCAGCAGCGCCCACUGGAGGUGGGAGGUUCUCAGAGCCAGACCCCAGCCACACCCUGGAGGAGAGAGUGGCACACUGGUACUUUAGCCAACUGGAUAGCAACAGCAGUGAUGACAUUAACAAGCGGGAGAUGAAGCCUUUCAAGCGCUAUGUAAAGAAGAAAGCCAAGCCCAAGAAAUGUGCCCGGCGCUUCACCGACUACUGCGACCUGAACAAGGAUAAGGUCAUCUCACUGCCUGAGCUGAAGGGCUGCCUGGGUGUUAGCAAAGAAGGUGGUAGCCUUGGCAGCUUCCCUCAGGGAAAACGAGCAGGCACAAACCCGUUCAUCGGACGCCUUGUCUAAAGAGUGGAAAAAUCAAAAGGCCCAUGGAGACUCCGAGGAGACAGGACUGACCAUCAGACACCUAACCCUCAGCGCUGCCCGUGGCCCAGCCACAGCCUGUGUAACAUAAGUGGUGCCCGCCAUGUUUGCACUUUUAAUAACUCUUACGUGUG